Messenger RNA from Mytilinidion resinicola, 3711 nucleotides. RefSeq lists its product as uncharacterized. The transcript has 5 exons. The record is from RefSeq and is a predicted model, not a curated record. NCBI's taxonomy places the organism in Eukaryota, Fungi, Ascomycota, Dothideomycetes, Mytilinidiales, Mytilinidiaceae. The coding region runs from base 135 to 3629 and encodes 1164 amino acids.
CAAGCCUCCACCGACCACCCUCUUGCACCCGCCCGCCUUCCUCUCGAGCAGCCUCUCACGCCCCGGCCCGGUCGUCAGGCCGUGGAGUCUGCCAAUCCCUCGUCCCAGAUAACGACGCCCAAACACACGCUCCCAUGGCUCAAGGCACCAAGGGCCAAACAGCCGCAGCGGCCGCACCUCCCAAUGGCGUCACAGCAACACAACCCUCAGCACCGGCAACCGUCAAUCGCAAGAAGCAGAAGCGCCGCGAGAAGCAGGCCGCUCGCCAGGCUGCAGAGCAGCCACCGCCCUCGGACGCAAACUCGCGAAAUGGCCACAUUCCCCACAACCACAUCCACUCGGGUGGUCCCGUACCAGACUACAGCGGCCCGGAGUUUGAUGACCAUGGCCAGUAUGACGGCGAGGAGUACUACAGCGAAGACGAGGAGCAGAUGUACCGUGGCGCCACCCAGAACGGCCAAUACCCGGCCGACUACGAUCUACAUGGCGCUGAGAAGAAGUCAAAAAAGAAGAAGAAGGCCAGAUCUGCGACUCAACAACCGCCCUACAGCAUCCGCGAUGGCUCUGCACCGCCCCCGCCACCUCCUCCGCCCCCGCAGCUAUCCACAGACACCUUCCGAACCGUCCAACGAGGCGCAAACUCGAAAGAUCGGAUCUGGAACACGUCGACCUCCGAGGAGCGGGAACGGAUUAAGGAGUUCUGGCUCUCCCUCGGCGAGGACGACCGGAAGUCUCUGGUCAAAAUCGAGAAGGAAGCGGUGCUGCGGAAGAUGAAGGAGCAGCAGAAGCACUCGUGUAGCUGCACGGUGUGCGGACGGAAGCGUACGGCUAUAGAGGAGGAGCUAGAGGUUCUUUACGAUGCCUACUAUGAGGAGCUAGAGCAAUAUCCCAUCGGCACGCGAGAGCCGCCGGAUCGCAUACCUCACAUGUCGGGCGGACGCGAACCGCCUCGGAUACGAGAGCUAGACGACUCGGAAGAAGAGGACGAUGACGAUCCCGACGACGAGGAUUAUAGCGACGACGAGGAGGAAGACGACUACCUCAGCGAAGAUGAGGAAGAGCUACCUCCUCGAGGGGAAGCGGCAUCACACAUGUUCAAUUUUGGAAACAGUUUGACAGUCAAAGGAGGCAUACUCACGGUUGCGGACGAUCUGCUAAAGAACGACGGCAAGAAGUUCAUCGAGAUGAUGGAACAGCUAGCGGAACGACGAAUGCAGCGAGAGGAAGAGGCCCAGUACGCCGCCGCCGGCGUGCAUCCCGGGCCACAUUCAUAUGCCAAGACUCAUCCUCACAAUCACCCCCCACCUCCGGAAGAAGACGAAUACGAGGAGGAGGACGAUGAGGAGUACGACGACGAGGAAUAUGACGAUGAAGAAGAGGAUGAGGUGCAGGAUACCAUGACCGAAGAACAGCGAAUGGAGGAGGGCCGGCGAAUGUUCCAGAUAUUUGCUGCGCGAAUGUUCGAACAGCGCGUGCUGACUGCAUAUCGAGAAAAGGUCGCCGCGGAGCGUCAAGCCAAACUUCUGGAAGAGCUGGAGGAGGACGCUGCUCGGGAAGCCCAACGGGAUCUAAAGAAAUCCAAGGAGGCCCAGAAGCGAAAGGAGAAAAAGGAGAAACAGAAGCAGAUCAAGGCAGAAGAAAAGGCCCGGAAGGAUGCCGAAAAGGCUGAUGCGGAGGCGGCGGCCAAGGCUGCGGAAGAGAAGAAGCAAGAGGAGCAGAGGCGCAAAAAGGAAGAGCAGCGAAAGAAAAAGGAGGCCGAGCGGAAAGCCCAGGAGGAAGAGAAGCAACGCAAGGAGGCCGAGCGACUCCAGAGACUCCGGGAAGAACGCGAGCGCCAGCAAGAGACCGAACGGAAGGCUCGUGAGCAGAAGGCCCAGGAGAAGAAAGCUCGUGACGAAACGAAGAAGAAGGAACGCGAAGAGCGUGAAGCCCGUGAAAAGGACGCCCGUGAGAAGAAGGCUCAGGAAGAUAAAGAUAGGCGGGAGCGCGAUAUCAAAGCCCGAGUGGAAAAGGAGCGGUCCCGGAAAGAUGAUCCAACGGCAACCCUCCAGCCGACUAUGGUGAAGAGGCCAAAUCAGCCAGUAGCUGUCGCGCUUCCUCCAGGACUGCUUUCAAAACAAUCUUCCGCGGGAUUUCCAUCACCUCAUGUGCAAGUCGCAACUCCGGCCAUCUCAAAGGCACCAACUCCAGUGCGACCACGGCAGAGCUCUCAGCAAGGCUCUCACGGCUCCUCUCCAAAGACACCACAGGUCGCCCCGGGCACAAGCAAGUCGAUGUCACCAAACAACGCCACCCCCCUUGCCCAGCACUCGAUGCAGCCAAAAUCAAUUCUCACGAAACAAUCAACAGCCCAGGCCCAACCUCCUCUCCACCAUCCACAGCCUGCGUCGCCGAUGCCUCCAAUAGGGCCGCCACCUGGAAUGCAACCACCGGGCUUUGGAAUAGGAGGCAUGCCACCCGGGUUGAAUGGCUUCCAACACGGUCAGCCGCCUCUAAACCCAAAUAUGAUGGGGCCCCGUCCGCCCAUUGGCCACAAUAUGCCAGGGAUGUAUCCACCAGGGGGCAACCAGUUUCGACAGUUCCCGCCGGGUAUGCACGGACCUCCAGGUAUGCCAAUGGGUCGUGGAUUUCCGAUGGAGGGACCGCCAGGCUUUCCCCCGAGCAUGUCCGGCAUAAACACUGGCGGCCAAAUGUCUGGUUUUAGUAUUGGAAUACCAGCUCAUUCUAGACAACAGUCGGCAUCUUUUGAGAAACCGAAUGUUGAGCCUCCCAUUGCCGCUCCUCAGGCCCAACCGAUUGCGCGACCUACACCGAUCCAGCGACCUUCGAGCGUUAAACCUCACGAGGGCACACCUGAGAACAAGCGGACGCAUGGACCGGACAUUGAUGAGCUCGCCAACCAUCUAGGCAGCAAAGCUCUGCUUGAUGAUGCAGAUGAUCUUGUUCAGGAUAUCUCCUCCUUAGAUGUCAAUGGCCGUCGCUCAAGCAUGCAAGCUGGGGGGAUGUCAAGAACUCCAAGCAUGCCGUUCAAUUUCCCACAGGGACAAGGCCAGGCCCGGCAGGAGCCUUUUGCGCCAUUCGGUACAUCCAAUGGAGCUGGUAGUGCUUGGAGUACACCUUCAAUGGGCGGCAUGGGGUUUUCAAUGCCUGCAGCACCUGGAUGGGGCAAUUCGCCCACGUCUGGGAUGUUCAACGGCGGCUUUUCCAUGAUGGGGAACCAAGGUUUCUCUAACAAAGCGCGAAUCAAUGCAAUCCGCCGUAUGGUGUGCAACGCCUGCAAGGGUUUAGCCAGCCGACAAACCUCGGCGGACGGAUACUACGCCAUACACGAUGUAUACCAGCAGCUUGAGGCUUUGCGAUCGCCCAGCGAGCCCCAGCCCACAAUGGGUGAUAUUGUUGAGGUCUGCGACAUAUUCGGCGAUGCGUCUAAUGGUGGAGGCACGCUCGAAACGAAGACGAGUCCGGUGGACAACAUGGAACGCCUGAUCAAGUUCGAGGACACGGGGAUGACGACUCCAUCCCUGGGCGAGAUAGGCAGCCCAAUCCCUGGUCAUAGCAUGCCCGCGGGGUCUGCUUUCGGCAUGAGGCCGCUCCAAUCACUUGGCCCCGGAUUUCCUCAGCACUAUUAAGCAUUUUCAGCGACAUGCAUGUUAUACUAGUUCUACCGGGCGGAUGCCAGUAUAACGCCUCUUGCAUGGCGCUUCUGUGUUU